ACACAAUUUCCUUGUACAAACCUAUUUUGUAAUUUUGGGUACCCUUUGAAGCGCGAUUAUACUCCUAGUGGAAGCGUCGACCAUGCCGAGACCCCCGAAGCGAGAGAAGCACCCCAACUCUGUUGCCUCUCCUCAUCCACUACCAGAACUAUGCUUCGAAGGGGAAAGCCUGGAUCAUCUCCUUAAAGCCUUCGCCAGCGAAAUAGAGUCUGCCAGAAGCACGGACACAGCUUUGCCGGAGAAAUUCUGGUUUAAGUGUAUGUGUAAUGAACAGCAACAGUUCUCAAUUGGAGUGAAUGAAGUGACACGGGUGCUUGAACGCAUGCCCGCAGUUGCUGCCACACCCAAUGAUGAUUCAGUCCAAGCAGAUCCUCCUCGGAAUCAACUUCAAGCUAUACUCCUAGCAUCUGAUUGCAACCCAUGGUGGUUGACCAAGCAUCUAUCCAGCUUGGCUGCUUCUAGGAGUGUGCCUCUUUUAUUUGUGAAGGACAAGAAAAGAGGUUCUCUUAGGUUAGGAGAAUUGGUCAAACUCAAAACUGCAAUUGCUGUUGGUGUGAAGGCUAGAGGAAACACCAUCAAUCAAUUGGUCAGCAGUCUGCUUCUUCAAAUGCCUACAUAGUUUUGUUUCACUCCCUAGACUCUUCAUAAUGACAACUCCUAAUUCAAAUUCAGUUCUUGUAGUUGAAUACUAUAUGCAUACCCAAAUU
Molecule: messenger RNA, 707 nt
Organism: Cuscuta europaea
Lineage: Eukaryota; Viridiplantae; Streptophyta; Magnoliopsida; Solanales; Convolvulaceae
Source: the annotation of a GenBank genome assembly